Messenger RNA from Strongyloides ratti, 1473 nucleotides. RefSeq names its product Astacin-like metalloendopeptidase. Gene Ontology annotation, biological process: proteolysis; molting cycle, collagen and cuticulin-based cuticle. Gene Ontology annotation, molecular function: zinc ion binding; metalloendopeptidase activity. The transcript has 2 exons. The coding region runs from base 1 to 1473 and encodes 490 amino acids. The record is from RefSeq and is a predicted model, not a curated record. Lineage: Eukaryota; Metazoa; Nematoda; Chromadorea; Rhabditida; Strongyloididae.
AUGUUUUUUUUUACACCAAUUUUUAUUUUUUGUGAUUUAAAUCCCAAAUUAGAAUUAAAGAGGUGUAUUAAUACUAAAAAAUGUGAUAAUAACUAUGAAAAUAAAAAUAAUUACUGUUGUGAAAAUGAAAUUGAUAUUAUAAAUAAAAAAAAUAAAUCAAAUAAAAUUUUUGUUAAAUAUAAUAAUGUUGAAGAAAAAAUAUUUAUGUUAAAAAAUAAUACAAAAAUAUUUCAAGGUGAUAUUAUUUUAAAUGAAAAACAGGUAGAAGAUUUAUUUUAUUAUAAAAGUGAUACAAUAAACAAUAAUUUUUUAAAUAAUAAUUUUUUAAUCGAUUUUAAUAUUAGGAAUAAAAGAAAAGUAAUGAGAAAUAAGGAAUCAAAAUGGGAUUUUCCAAUACCAUAUUUUAUAGGUGAUGGUGUUAAUGAACAUUUGGUUGAAAAAGCGAUAUAUUUUUUAGAAAAAGAUACAUGUGUUAAAUUUGAAAAAUACGAUCUACCUAAAGUUGGUGUGUCUGGUAUUUAUUAUCUUUAUGGAAAAGGAUGUAAAAGUUAUAUUGGUAAACAACCAGGUACAAUUUGGCAAGAGAUAAUAAUUGGAGAAGGAUGUAAUGAUGUUGGAAGAGUUCAACACGAAACUUUACAUGCUUUAGGAUUUUUUCAUGAACAAAGUAGAUUUGAUAGAGAUCGUUUUAUUACGAUUUUAUUAAAAAAUGUAGUUGAAGAAGAAAAAUAUAAUUUUUUAAUAAAUACACAUAAUGAAUCAGAUACAUUAGGAUUUGCUUAUGAUUAUGGGUCCAUUAUGCAUUAUGGUGUAUAUUCAUUUAGUAAAAAUAAACAACCAACAAUGUUACCAAAAGAUAUAUUAUAUAAAAAAACAAUUGGUCAUGCUGAUAAAGCAACUUUUUCUGAUAUUAAAAUGAUAAAUUUACAUUAUUGUUCGAAUUUGUGUCAUAAUGAAAUAAAAUGUUAUAAUGGUGGUUACCAAGAUCCAAAAGAUUGUAAUAAUUGUAAGUGCGUUGAAGGAUAUGGAGGACCUGAUUGUAGUAAAAUAGUGCCACAAGAAAUUCAAUGUGGUAAAUUUGUUUAUAGAACAAACGAUUAUGUAGAAUCUUUCACUGUUAAAGGAGCAAAAACAUGUAUUUACCAUUUUGUUGCACCUCAAAAUAUGAGAGUUGGUAUAAAAAUAUUAUUAUCUAGAAUGUAUCCAAAUAAGGAAAAAGAAUGUCUUUCUUUAAAUGCUGCUGAAAUAAAAUAUUGGAAUGAUAAAUCAAUUUCUGGAGCAAGAUUUUGCUUAAUUUCACAAAAUAUUUGUUUUAUUUCCCACAACCAUCAUGUAAUGAUAUAUUAUAGAAGUAAUAAAGAAACAAACUUUUUUUCAAUGCUAUAUAAAUCUGUUAAUAUGUCAAAUCAUAAUCUUAAGCAAAAAGAAAUUGAAAAAAGAUAUAAAAAAUUAAAAAAGAAAAGGGAAAAAUAA